CUUUGAAGAAAUACGAGCUCAGAAUAAAUUGAUUGAUUAAUGCACUGAUGAAAUUUCACUUCAUUAUACAAUUUUAAAUAUACCGCGUGUCAAUUACCCUUCUGAAAUUAUCAAUAGUUGACAGUUGUCUUACUCGUGCCGCACUAAAAAUAGAUUGAAAAAUAAGUUUACUGAACAAUGACUGCGGUAUGAUAAAUUAGAAAACUCUCAAAUGAGUAUAUUUAGUCAACUGUGUCUUCCAUUAUAUGCAUAGAAGCUCUAACACAAACACUGUGUGUGCCCUGAAUACUGUUGAGAUAAUUAUGGUUAUAAAAUUAUGGUGAAUGCCCUGAAUACUGUUGAGAUAAUUAUGGUUAUAAAAUUAUGGUGAAAAAUUGUUUAUACUAGCAAAGUUAUCUAGAUAUAACUAGAAAAUCGCGAACAUCAAAGAAAUUGAACAGGACGAUAAUCUGUUCCUUGGAUUUUUGAAGCCAAUAAGCUCCAAUUUUAUAUUUAAAUGAUGGUUAAGUUUUUUUUGUGUAGUUUAGCGACUGAACGUUACUCGAAAUUUUAUUCCUAGAAUUGAAGUAGUUGCAUAGAAUAAAAUAAUGCCGAGAAAAGAAGUAAUAAUGCAGAGGAAGGAAAGCCCUUCAUACUAUUCGUCAUGCAAGCCAAUGGACAAAAAAAGCGCCCUGGUCGUGUAUUGCCUGCAAAUUAUUCAGCGAAUUAUUCUUCUUGACGCCUUCAUUGUUGGCAGCUCGUUGACGUUGGCGUCAUCUCCAUUUCCACGUACGAUAUUACAGUACAAAUCUGGGUCGUCUUUUUCCUCGCCGUCACCACAGCCACCCGACGGCACUCAAGCAGAUUCGUCGCCAAUAUUUACGAGAUUUGCAUUCGAGCCCGAGGUCUCAUCCACUGAACAGCAAUCUCGAGCGCCUGUCGAAAUAGAGAUGAGCUUCUUAGAACCUCCGCGAGCUUUGGCACUCGCUCAACAUAGAGGGACUCCUUCAAACUUCCCUCAUCCUUACGAAGGAGAGGAGGGGAAAUAUCCUCUUUACCCUCACGUCGGCACCUUGGGACCGUAUGACAACAAUUGGUUUCCGGAAGAUUAUAGGAAUAGUCGUCGCAAUAUAGAUCGGUCCUCGACGGGCAGCCCGGGCGUGGAGAUCGUGUCGCUGGGCAUGCCGGCGCUGGUGCGGGUUGGUGACAACAUUAACCUUACGUGCGACUUCCGACUGCUGGGGGAAGGCCAAAGGAUCUACACUGUAAACUGGUGGCGAGACAAGGAUCAGUUCUACACAUACAACACAGAGAAACACAACAAUAAGAGCGUCUAUCACUUCAACGGCAUCAAAGUUGACGAGUGGCGGUCAACGGAGCGGUCGGUGGUGCUGCUGAACGUCUCCCAGGCGACGAGCGGCGCCUACAAGUGCGAGGUGAUGACGGAGGCCCCGGCCUUCAAGACGGCCGUCAUGUACAAAAACAUGACAGUUGUAGUUCCACCAGCAAGCAUCAGCAUCUACCCUCAGCUACCAGCGCCCGCGCUGUACAAACCUGGUGAGACCAUCCAAAGGUUCUGCACUGCUACAGACUCCAGCCCGCGCACCGAUCUGCAAUGGCAUAUCAAUGAUAUACCGGCGACAUCGGAGGAGCAGACGGAUUACCCAGACCGCGUUAACGACGAUGGUAGGAUCAGCACCCGCUCCAGCGUCGAGCUCGUAGCGCCGGUGCGUUUCAGCGCAGGCCGGGCGCGCGUCUCGUGCUUGGCGUCUCUCAACGGCCAGCUGCUGUCCAACUUGUCAGAGACGCUCUACGCCGACGAGAUGCUUCCUGUUCCUUAUAACGCCUAUGCUGUUAGCCAAGAGUAG
Messenger RNA from Hyalella azteca, 1847 nucleotides. RefSeq lists its product as uncharacterized. NCBI's taxonomy places the organism in Eukaryota, Metazoa, Arthropoda, Malacostraca, Amphipoda, Hyalellidae. The transcript has 6 exons. The record is from RefSeq and is a predicted model, not a curated record. Bases 588 to 1847 code for a protein of 419 amino acids.